AUGGCCUCCACAGCUGGCGAGUUCCCGACGACACCAGAGCAGACUGCUCGAAAUGUGCAGGUAUCAGCUCUUCAUGAACCAAGCACAAAAGUCAUGAACGAAAUCCAACUCACACAUCUAUCUUCCACGGUGUCUGGCACAGCGGCGCACGAAACAGCGUACCAGUCAGCGCCCUCCGAAGCAGAAGCCGGGGAUGCAGAAGCAGGAGAGACGCCGCAAGGCCGAUUUAGGAUUGCAGCGAUCUUAGUCGCUCUUUCGUUGAGUCUCUUCGUGGCAGCGCUAGACCAAACCAUUGUAGCCACCGUCAUCCCAACCAUCGUUUCCGACCUGCACUCUGCGUCUGGCUACGUAUGGAUCGGAGGCGCAUAUCUGCUUGCCAACGCCGCAGCGGCCAAUAUCUGGGCCAAUCUGUCCGAUAUCUGGGGACGCAAACCGCUUUUGCUGGCGGCAGCGGCACUCUUUUUCGGCGCGUCGAUUAUAUGUGCCGAGGCGGUUGAUAUGAGCAUGAUGAUUGCGGGAAGGGCGUUGGAGGGCGUUGCUGGUGCCGGUUUCUUGCAGCUUGUCACUAUUACGAUUUCGGACUUGUUUAGUGUGAGAAACCGCAGCCUCUAUUUCGGCAUGCUCGAGUUCAUGUGGGCUUUUGCCGGCGCCGUGGGCCCCCUGGUGGGCGGUGCCCUGACGCAAGAAGUCUCCUGGCGAUGGGUAUACUGGAUCAACCUGCCUGUCUGCGGCACAGCAUUCGUUCUGAUCUUCUUCUCCCUGGACGUGCACAACCCGCGCACGCCGUUUCUGCAAGGCAUCAAAGCCGUGGACUGGUUUGGCAGCCUGUCAAUCCUGGGACUGACCCUGAUGCUGCUGCUGGGCCUGAAUUUCGGCGGCGAGACGUUCUCGUGGAGCUCGCCGCAAGUUAUUUGCCUGAUUGUGUUUGGGUGCUUGAUGUCGCUCGUCUUCAUCUACUGCGAAAAGCGGCUGGCCAAGUAUCCGCUUAUGCCGUUGAGCGUGUUCCGGGAGAUUACUAACAUUGCCUGUUUUGUGGUGACGUUUUGUCAAGGAAUGGUCUUCCUCGGCGGCGAAUAUUACCUCCCCCUCUACUUCCAGUCCGCCAAAGGCGCCUCGCCCAUGCGGUCUGGUGUUCUGGUGCUCCCCAUCGUGCUCACAGAGUCCUUCAUGAGCGCAUUUGUCGGGUUUUUCAUGCACCAGACCGGACGCUACCGCGAAGUCAUCUUUGUCGGCACAAUACUGACCACGCUCGGCACGGGCCUGUACAUCGAUCUCGACGUGGACUCGUCCCUGGCCAAGAUCGUCCUCUACCAAAUCGUCACGGGGCUGGGCACGGGCUGCCUCUUUGCGCCGCCCAUCAUCGCACUGCAGGUGAAUGUCUCGCAGGCCGAAACGGCCAGCGCAACGGCCACGCUAGGGUUUAUUCGCAACCUGGCUACGGCCGUGAGCAUUGUUCUGGGUGGAGUCAUCUUCCAGAAUAGCAUGAAUCUACGCAAAUCGGAUCUGCGCGCAGCCGGGCUGACGGCGAACGAGACUAAUCUGUUCGCCGGCGAGAGCGCGUCGGCGAGUAUCCUCCUGCUGGAUGGGGUUAUUGCGGAUCCGGCGCAGCGGCGCGUGGUGAGGGACGCCUGGUCGUGGAGUUUGAGCAAUAUCUGGAUUUUGUAUACGUGCGUGGCGGCUGUGGGCGUUGUUGCAAGCUGUUUUGUGAAGAAGAUGCAGCUGAAUAAGAAUGAGGAGUACGUUGAGACGAAGACGGGGAUUAGUGAGAAGGCGACAAACUAG
This is a messenger RNA of Talaromyces atroroseus, 1782 nucleotides long. RefSeq lists its product as hypothetical. Lineage: Eukaryota; Fungi; Ascomycota; Eurotiomycetes; Eurotiales; Trichocomaceae. The transcript is spliced from 4 exons. The record is from RefSeq and is a predicted model, not a curated record. Gene Ontology annotation, molecular function: transmembrane transporter activity. Gene Ontology annotation, biological process: transmembrane transport. Bases 1 to 1782 code for a protein of 593 amino acids.